CAAAAUGUUUUUAUAUAUUUUUUUCAUAAUCUUUAAUAUUUUUUAUAUUGAUCGCUAUAAAACCCGCUCGAAUUCUAAGAGUUUUCUCUUCAUAUUCUUUCUCUCUCUAAAUCGCACAGUGUUCUUCUUUCUCGCUCCUCUCUGUAAGAUCCAAACCCUAGCAAACCCCUUCCGCAGAGAGCGUCGAGAAGAACACUCACAACUCGCUCCUCUCACUCCCCCGGUCACCACUCCUUCUCCUAUCAGUUGUUGUUGGCUUUUUGAUACCGUUGUAAUGGCAACUUCAGAGCAGCUAGGUCAAACCAAAACUCCGGCACCCGAUGUUGUUGGGCAUGCCUUUGUUGAUCAGUACUAUCAUAUGUUGCACGAAAGCCCUCAGCUUGUGCAUAGGUUUUACCAAGAAGUCAGUAAGCUUGGUCGUCCUGAUCCGGAUGGGAUUAUGGGCAUCACUACUACAAUGACUGAAAUUGACAAGAAGAUACUAUCAUUGGGUUAUAGUGAACUGAAUGCUGAGAUCAUAUCUGUGGAUGCACAAGAGUCCUUUGGUGGGGGAGUCAUUGUCUUGGUGACUGGGUUUAUGACAGGAAAGGAUGACAUUAAGCAGAAAUUUACUCAAUGUUUCUUCCUUGCUCCUCAAGAGAAAGGCUACUUUGUUUUGAAUGAUGUUUUCAGAUAUGUUGAUGAAAAUGAAAUUAAAGAGCCUGAUCAUGUAAUUGAAUCACCUGCUUCUACUGACAAUGUGUCCGAUCCUCCUUUGCUAGAGACACAAGUUCCAGAGCAAAUAUCUGUGGCUGUUGAGGAUGGUGCUGUGGAAGAAGUCUACAAUCUAGAAAAUGAGCAAGUGUCUGUUGAAGAAGAGGAAACUCCUGUUGCUGAGGUUCUUGAUGAAAUUCCUGAUGAUUCACAGAUGGUAUCUGGAUUGGCAUCCCAAAUUGAAGAAGUACCGAAGAAGUCAUAUGCCUCUAUUGUUAAGGUAAUGAAAGAAGGUGCAGCAGCAUCCUCCAUUGUGACUGCUGUUUCUGUGAAAUCUGUCCGUAAGACUCAAGAAAAGCAGAGUACCACUGCACCUCCACCAUUCAGCGGGCCAGAAACAAAUGGUUCUAAUAUAAACACUAAUGAAGGUGGAAACAAUCAAGAAACUGAAGCUGAGGGCUAUUCAAUUUAUGUGAAAGGGCUGCCUGGAAAUGCUACGAUUGCACUUCUCGAGAAUGAGUUCAAGAAGUUUGGCCCUAUUAAAAGUGGUGGUAUCCAAGUUAAGACGCAAAAGGGAUUUUCCUAUGGCUUUGUGGAGUUUGAAGUGGCAAGUGCCGUGCAAAAUGCAAUUGAGGCUUCACCAAUUCUGAUCAAUGGCCGUCAGGUUACUGUCGAGGAGAAAAGAUCAACUAAUCGAGGUUUUAAGGGACGAUUCUUGUCUGGAAGGGCACCUGGAUUCAGGGUUGAGGGAGCAAGAGGACGAGGAAACUAUGGAAAUAGCCGAAGUUUUGGUCGUGGAGACAUCAACGGCCGUGGAGACUUCAACGGCCAUGGAGACUACAACGGUCGUGGAGACAAUGGGCGUGGAGACUACAACGGCCAUGGAGACUACAAUGGGCGUGGAGACUACAACGGGCGUGGAGACUUCAACGGACGCGGAGACUACAACGGGCGUGGAGACUUCAACGGACGUGGAGACUUUAACGGAAGAGGCGAAUAUGGAUAUAGGAAUGGUAAUCGAGGAGGACUUUCAAACCGUGGAGGUGAUGGGUAUCAGAGAAACGAUCAUAUGGGAACCAAUGGUGGCCGCAUUAAUCGUACUGGCGGGUCUUCUGUUAAUUCGGCACCCAAACCUACUGCUGCUAAUCGUGUUCCUGCCUCUGCUUGAGGAAGCUAUGCAUCUAAGAGUCUGACUGGUUGAUAGUUUAUUACAUUUGCAGUAACUGAAGCAAUUGGAAUUAGAAAGAAUUAAAUAGCAAACCUUUUUUAGAUGAGUGAAGUUUACAAAAUCCCUAUUUAGGUAAAUUUUCUGAUAUUGGUGGUCUUGGGAAAAGGUAGUUUUCAGUUUCUAUUCAUUAUACAAUGAAUCUAACGGUAGUUUUUGUGCUUCCCCAGUUUUUAUGAAAAUAUAUAUAUUUGGGGUAUCAUUUUUUGAUAUAAUCUGGUAUUUGGUAGUUAUGGCUUGAGAUGUUUGCUACCAUGACUUUCUAGUGAUAUUGUAAGAUUCUAGUUAGUGUUUCACCUGAUAUUUCUUUUUCUGUCA
This is a messenger RNA of Vicia villosa (hairy vetch), 2236 nucleotides long. Its product is annotated as nuclear transport factor 2-like. Gene Ontology annotation, molecular function: mRNA binding. Gene Ontology annotation, cellular component: ribonucleoprotein complex; cytosol. Lineage: Eukaryota; Viridiplantae; Streptophyta; Magnoliopsida; Fabales; Fabaceae. The transcript has 10 exons. The record is from RefSeq and is a predicted model, not a curated record. The coding region runs from base 5 to 1861 and encodes 618 amino acids.